This is a messenger RNA of Notechis scutatus (mainland tiger snake), 410 nucleotides long. Lineage: Eukaryota; Metazoa; Chordata; Lepidosauria; Squamata; Elapidae. The record is from RefSeq and is a predicted model, not a curated record.
CGUUCCCUUGCAGAUGAUGGUCAACGCUCCGGUCUUUGCUGGCAACCCUUCCCUUCAGGAGCAGCUGCGCCUUCAGCUGCCUGCCUUCCUGCAGCAGAUGCAGAACCCCGACUCGCUCUCGGUCCUGACGAACCCUCGGGCCAUGCAGGCUUUGCUGCAGAUCCAGCAGGGGCUCCAGCUGCUGCAGACGGAGGCCCCAGGCCUCAUGCCCAGCCUGGGAUCUCUUGGGGCCCCUCAGCCCCCCCCCCCCCCCCCCCCCGGCGGCACCCCAGUCCUGGAGCCCCCCUUGCCCAGCAGCUUGGCCCCUGCCAGCACCGCCCCAGCUGGGGACAGCAACCCCUCCCAGCAGCUCAUGCAGCACAUGGUGCAGCUCCUGGCCAGCGCCAACUCUCAGGUAGGCAGUGGCGGAG